AUGCCUCCUCCACCAAAACUCCUCCGUACUCAAGUCCUCGAUCACUUGAACGAUCCAUCCACGACGAAGAAAUACGUCGGUUUAGCGUUAGCCGUGAAGUUGUUACAACAAAAACUUGGGGAAGAAGAAGACCAAUCGAAUUCCGAUUUCGUUCGUGACGAUGACGACGACGUCUUCCUCUCCGUCUGCCAAGCGGCGAUGAGAGACGACUUUUUGUUCUCGCUGAUUAGUCCUCCUCGUGAGGAUGAUGAUGAUGCCGAUGACGACGAUUCAGACGACGACGAGAGCAAAAGUUUAAGUCAAAAGAAGACGAAGGAUUUUAACAUCAAUCAACCGGAAAAUAUGCAGAAAAGAAGUCUAGGUAUCAACGUCUGCGCGAGUUUAGCCGCCGGUUCGAGAGAGUGCGCGUUAGUAUUACUCCCAAUAUUGGAGGAAUUAUAUACGAACUCGAAGAUCAUCUUACCGAGGGACAGCAUGGCAAAAGUGUGCGAAUUUACGGAUCGAACGCUCGUGGCGGUGGUCCGCGCCGACGACGGCUCGUGGAAGGGCGAGGACGACAAAUGGAAGUGGAAAGAUACUCCACUGAAGAUCUUGAAGGAGUGCGUGUGCGAGAUGUGUGAUAUUUUGUGUGAGGCGUUUGAAUCUGAAGAGGAGGAAGAGAGGAAUGAAAACGAGGCGCUCAUCGUGUCAGGGAUCGCUGCUUUGAAUAAUAUUGUGAGGGAGAUUUGUCUCGCGCACGAUAAGGAAAACGUUUUCGCGUUCGAUCCGUACGAAGAAUUGGAUUUAGUAUAUGACAGCGAAGAUGAAGCCUCGAAUCCGUACGUGGACAUUGCGAAUCAUAUCGCGGUUAGUAAUGGGAUGAUUGGUAGAGUUGCGAGGGAGUGUUUGUAUAAGAGAGCUGGGACGGAGGCAGCGUUGGUGGCUUUAGAACUCAUCAACACGGUGAUAGACGCAAAAAUAUUAGGUGAAAACGACGAGAGCGCAAAGCAUCGAUAUAAGCAUUUGGCAUGGGAAGAUUUUGAGAGCAAGUGGUCGAACGAGCUUCGCGAGGGAUUGAAGUUCAUCUUGUCGUCCAAGAGUGUCGGUAAAAGACAACGAAGGCUCGCGGUGCACGUCGCGGCCUACGUGCAACACUGCUGCGGAGAUGAUGGUUGGAUGCUGAAAAGCUCGCCGUCGUCGCUUUCAGAAACGAGCAAGGAGAAGAAGAAGAAUAACAACAAGAAGAAAAUACCAGGCGGAAGAGUAGCUGCCGCUGCCGAAAAGACCAAGAACAUCACGCUCUUCGAACUCGUCUCGCAGAUUUGCCGCGUGGAGAUGCAAAUCGAAAUUCAUCAUUUACUCGAAUCGGACGAUAACGAGAUACGAUAUAACGCGAGCGAGGAUUUACGUGAUAACUUGCAAAAUUUUGGAACCCUCGUGCGAGUGUUCACGCUCGCCAUCGGAGGAGGGGACGACGAAGGAGGAGACGAUGUGGACGAUGUCACAAAAGGCUUGGAGAAUCUUGACAUCUCCGCGGAAGGGGCGAUGAAACAACUAAACGUGAUCGUUUCCGUUAUGGGUAGUCUGCUGGAAGUCAUAGGCUCGGCUGAAAACUACGAGCGCUUGGAUGAAUGUGGCGCAGACCCGUUUCUUAUGUUCACGAUUGCGGAUAUUGUGACGAGAUUUGCGAACGAGCUCGAGGUUGUUCACGUAGGCGAAAUCGACGCGAGCAUGAAACACGUCGCGGAAAAUAUGCGUAAAAGACUCGCUCAGAUAGACAGUUCGUCGAAGAAGAAUGGUAAACUUCAAUACGGAUGGGAUCGAAUGGAAUCAGUCAUAUACAACUUCAACGUUCGAAUUUGGAGUACCUUUGAAACCGCGGACGAUCCCGAGCGUCUCGAGUGCCAGAUCAAUUCUGGUUUCAUCUCGCUCUUAUUUGAAAUGAUUGCAGAUAAUAUCUCCGCGAAAUGCGACGUAUUUCCUGAUUCUUUUGACGCGCGGACGAAGUUCUUGAGCUGGGUCGCGAAAUACGCGGAUGAUUUGGCCCAGGACAUGUCCCGGAUGCUCGUCGAAGGAUGGUCGGACCGCCUUCGCGUCUUGAACUUAGAUCCCGGCGAAAUCGAACGAAUAAAGAAGCAAUGGGCGAAACUCACAAAAGCCGUCCAAGAAGGAAAAGUAACGACCACUGAUUACGUGAAAUCUUCUUCGCUACGUGAGAAAUCAGCCAAAGUAGCGGAAGGAAUACUUCGGAUUUUUGAAGAUCUGGACGACCCGAAACGCUUAGACGUUUUGUGCGGCAGCUUAUAG
This is a messenger RNA of Bathycoccus prasinos, 2286 nucleotides long. RefSeq lists its product with no specific name. NCBI's taxonomy places the organism in Eukaryota, Viridiplantae, Chlorophyta, Mamiellophyceae, Mamiellales, Bathycoccaceae. The transcript has a single exon. The record is from RefSeq and is a predicted model, not a curated record. The coding region runs from base 1 to 2286 and encodes 761 amino acids.